CUCCCACUCCCCCUGCCCACCGUCACCCGCGUUAUUGUCCUUGUUACUGAGACAUAUUAGCAUUUGCUCUUUUUUGAGGCAUAUUUUGAAAUAGACCUCAAACAUUUAGAUCGCCAUGUCUCAAGCUGCACAACGUCUCUCACAGGUCGCUUCGCAUAUGACCUCCACCAAAGGAGGCGUUUCUGCGCUGACCGCCAAACACCCCGAUGAUAUCGUUGUGACAUGCGCCCUCCGAACGGCCAUCACCAAAGGUGGCCGUGGCGGUUUCAAGGAUACUGCCGCCGCCGACCUCUUGGCCGGUGUUUUCAAAGCCGUGAUUGAGAAGUCCAACAUUGACCCCGCGCUCGUGGAAGAUAUUGCGGUCGGAUCCGUUCUUGCGCCUGGCGGUGGUGCUACUGAGUUCCGUGCUGCUGCUCUUGUUGCUGGAUUCCCAGAAGGAACCGCCGUCAAGGCUCUGAACAGACAAUGCUCCAGUGGAUUGCAGGCGAUCGUUGAUAUCGCAAAUGCCGUGAAGGCUGGUGUUAUUGAAGUCGGUAUUGGUGCUGGUGUUGAGAGCAUGUCUUCGCAGUAUGGACCCGGAGCUGUCUCUGAGUUCUCCGAUCUCCUAGAGAGCCACACUGAAUCUGCCAACUGCAAAGUCCCCAUGGGUAUCUUAUCAGAGCAAAUGGCCAAGGACCUCAAGAUCAGCCGUGCUGAGCAAGAUGUCUUCGCCGCCUCUUCUUACCAAAAGGCCGAAAAGGCUCAAAAGGAGGGUCUGUUCAAUGAAGAAAUCGUCCCUCUGACCGUCAAGGUUACCGACCCCAAAACCAACGAGGAAAAGACCGUCGUUGUCAACCGCGACGAUGGCGUCAGAGCCGGCAUGACUCCCGAAUCCCUUGCUAAGAUCAGACCCGCUUUCGCAAAGGAUGGCUCCAUCCACGCCGGAAACUCUUCCCAGAUCUCCGACGGUGCUGCCGCCGUUCUCCUCAUGAAACGCUCCACUGCUGAGAGACUCGGCCAGAAGAUCAUCGGCAAGUACGUUACCGCCAGCGUUGUCGGCGUGAAGCCGCUCCUCAUGGGUAUGGGUCCAUGGAAGGCCAUCCCCGUUGCCUUGGAGAAGGCCGGUAUCACCAAGAACGAUGUUGAUAUCUACGAGAUCAACGAGGCCUUUGCUUCCCAGUGCUUGUGGUGUGCCAAGGAGCUCGGUUUGCCCAUGGAGAAGGUUAACCCCAAGGGUGGUGCUAUCGCCUUUGGUCACCCGCUGGGAUGCACUGGAUCUAGACAGGUCAGCACAUUGUUGACUGAAUUGAGAAGAACGGGCAAGAAAGUCGGAGUGACUAGCAUGUGCGUUGGAACUGGUAUGGGUAUGGCGGCUGUCUGGGUCGCCGAGUAAAAAGCUCCGUUGAUGAGAUAAUGACUCUUGUUCGGCUCUUUUAAGAUUUCUUUGCAUUUCGUCUCCUUUGCACAUUAUGAGCAUGCAACCUUGUAUCCCUACCUCUAGGGCGUUUUUAUUGUAUAUUACUUGUUUAUUGGUAUAAGGGAUAAAU
Coccidioides posadasii C735 delta SOWgp is the source of this 1526-nucleotide messenger RNA. It is a transcript of the gene POT1, whose product is annotated as 3-ketoacyl-CoA thiolase with broad chain length specificity. The record is from RefSeq and is a predicted model, not a curated record. Gene Ontology annotation, molecular function: acetyl-CoA C-acyltransferase activity. Lineage: Eukaryota; Fungi; Ascomycota; Eurotiomycetes; Onygenales; Onygenaceae. Gene Ontology annotation, cellular component: peroxisome. Gene Ontology annotation, biological process: phenylacetate catabolic process; fatty acid beta-oxidation.